AUGCUGCGCGCUGUCCUGGCUGUGCUGAGCCUCCCACUUCUUGCCUCGGCACAAGCACCAUUCCUGCCUACCUUCCAGUCGACCCUGAGCAACUUGGGAUUCGGCCGCUUCGCCGAUGCGAUCAAGAACCUCAGCACGACCUCUACUGGAUCUGAGUUACUGGCCAGCCUGGGUUCCAGCCUGCCCUAUACUGUCUAUGUGCCGGUGAACGAGGCGUGGGAUUCAAUUGGGAAUGUAGAUCUAGCCAAGGUGCUCGCAUAUCACAUCUCGCCAAGUUCCAUCAAUACAACCGAUAUCGCCCCGCCGCGGAGACACACUAUCGCCUACACCGAGCUCCGACAGGACCAAGCUCUCCCCGGUAGACAACCCCAAGUACUUGUGCUCGAGACAUCGCCAGUGAACGAUACUCGUGUCCUGAUCCGGGGUGCGGACUGGAAUACCACCAGUCGCGGGAAUGGGACAGCAUACGGGAAUAUCUGGCUACAACCCAUCGACCGAGUUCUCAGCCCUCCUCUUCCCCUGUUGGACGUCCUACGUCACCCACUCGACUCAUCCGCCGUCAACGGAACGACCGCCGCUCUCGCCCUGAUCAACAAUGUCGGUCUGCAAGACACCUUCACCGGGUGCAAGGGAUGUACAUUCUUCAUUCCCAACGAUGCUGCAUUAGCAGGCAUCAACUUCGACGCGUUGGUCUCCAGUCAGAGGGCUAAUGUUCUGCUCGGACAUGUCAUCAACGGGGAUGUCCGCUACUCGACCGAGCUCGAUGCUGGAGAUACCUGGAUCAGCGCAGCGGGCCAGACUGUGGCGUACGGUGUCAAUGCGACUGGAGCGUUUAUCACCAGCGGCGGAGCGAUCGCAAGGAUUGUAAGAAGUGAUAUUCUUUGCACGAACGGGGUAGUCCAUCUCGUGAAUCGCGUUAUCGGCGGACCUAUUGGGAACCCAGAUCGAGCUGCCUCUGCCUUGACAGCCGCAUCCGUGCUAGCAGCCACCCAGACCACCGCCGACGGCAUCAUCGGCCGCAUCCCCACCUCGAUCCCCAUCUCUCCGACUUCCAGCACACCUCCCGGAUCGAGCCAAAGCAGGGCCUCGGCUCGACGGCGAAUCUCAUCCGGCUUCUGGAUGAGGUGGCUACAUAUCGCAUGA
Messenger RNA from Dioszegia hungarica, 1143 nucleotides. RefSeq names its product FAS1 domain-containing protein. The record is from RefSeq and is a predicted model, not a curated record. Gene Ontology annotation, molecular function: cell adhesion molecule binding. Gene Ontology annotation, biological process: extracellular matrix organization; cell adhesion. The transcript is spliced from 7 exons. Gene Ontology annotation, cellular component: extracellular matrix. Lineage: Eukaryota; Fungi; Basidiomycota; Tremellomycetes; Tremellales; Bulleribasidiaceae. Bases 1 to 1143 code for a protein of 380 amino acids.